GAGUCCCUGGAAAGGCCACAAAUGAUAAAAACACACAUUUAUCAGCGUGUGGCAGUGUUUAUUAGUUCGAUAAUAGAAGUUUAAGGCAGCAUGUGUUCCUGUCUGCGUAAUUUAAGAGCGUUGCUGUAGUUUAAAAAAGAACCAAGCAGUGUACGAGCGGUUUAGUUAAUUACCGCUUCGCCUUUUCCAACUCAGCUUGUCAGUCAGUAAGCUAGCAGCUAGCUGGUAGCUAUGGCUGCUGUUAUUCUGAGUUUCCCAACUCUGCAUGGUCUGAGGAUAUUUACACAACAAUUGUCAUGGACCCAAAGAGGUGUGAGGCUUGUUUCAGGAGGGGUUGGAAGGAUAGACAAGGUGCUGAUCGCCAAUCGAGGAGAGAUUGCGUGCCGUGUGAUGCGCACAGCCAAGAAGAUGGGCGUCCGCUCCGUGGCCGUGUACAGUGAUGCAGACAGACACUCUAUGCAUGUGGCCAUGGCGGAUGAAGCCUACCACAUCGGCCCUCCACCCUCCCAGCAGAGUUAUCUCUGUAUGGAGAAAGUUUUAGAAGUGGCCAAAAAGUCUGGAUCACAUGCGGUCCACCCUGGUUACGGCUUUCUGUCAGAAAACACAGAGUUUGCGGAGGCGUGUAAACAGGAAGGCAUCAUCUUCAUCGGGCCGCCUUCCUCUGCCAUCCGAGACAUGGGCAUCAAAAGCACAUCCAAACACAUUAUGUCAGCUGCUGGGGUGCCAAUCAUUGGUGGUUACCAUGGAGAGGACCAAUCAAAUGAGAGGCUGCAAGCAGAGGCUGCCAAGAUAGGAUACCCUGUGAUGAUAAAGGCAGUCCGUGGAGGAGGAGGGAAGGGGAUGCGUAUCGCACGGUCGGACUCAGACUUCCUGGAGCAGUUGGAGUCGGCAAGACGAGAAGCCAAAAAAUCCUUCAACGAUGACGUCAUGCUGGUUGAGAAGUUUGUGGAGGAUCCCAGACAUGUGGAGGUUCAGGUGUUCGGGGACAUGCACGGUAACGCUGUGUAUCUGUUCGAGAGAGACUGCAGUGUCCAGAGGAGACACCAGAAGAUCAUAGAGGAAGCACCUGGGCCUGGUAUCAGUCCGGAGGUUCGGAGGAAACUUGGAGAAGCAGCAGUGAAAGCAGCCAAGGCUGUCAACUACGUAGGAGCAGGUACGGUGGAGUUUAUAAUGGACGCCCAACAUAACUUUUACUUCAUGGAGAUGAACACGAGGCUGCAGGUGGAACAUCCCGUCUCCGAGAUGAUCACAGGAACCGAUCUGGUGGAGUGGCAGCUCAGGGUGGCGGCCGGGGAGCGCCUGCCUCUCCUCCAGGAUGACAUCAUUUUAAGCGGGCAUUCUUUUGAGGCUCGAAUCUACGCCGAGGACCCAAACAACGACUUUCUUCCGGGGGCUGGGCCUCUACUGCAUCUCUCCACGCCUCCACCAGACCAACACAUACGCGUCGAGACUGGAGUCAGAGAUGGGGACGAGGUGUCGGCACAUUAUGACCCAAUGAUCGCAAAGCUUGUUGUGUGGGCAGAAGACAGAUCCGCUGCCUUAAAGAAGCUGCGGUACUGCUUACGACAAUACAACAUCGUGGGACUGAAUACUAACAUCGAAUUCUUGCUGAGUCUGUCGGGCCACCCGGAGUUUGAGGCUGGAAACGUGACCACCAGCUUCAUCCCGCAGCACUACGCUGACCUCUUCCCCACUCCCAGAGCUCCUUCUGGGGAAACGAUCUGCCAGGCGGCCCUGGGCCUGGUUCUCCAGGAGAGGAGGCACACACAGGACUUCACACAGACCUCCACAGACCCCUUCUCUCCAUUUGGCUCCAGCAGCGGCUGGAGAAGCAACAUUCAGUUUAACAGAAACAUGACGCUGCAGGUGGGAGACAAAAAAGUCGAUGUGGUCGUCGUGUACAACAAAGAUGGAAGCUACACAAUGCAGAUCGGUGAGGAGGUGCACCAUGUGACCGGCGACGUGGAGAUGGAGGACGGAGCGUCAUUCCUGCACUGUUCUGUGAACGGUGUGAAGUCUCGUCCCAAACUGGUGAUCCUGGACAGCACAGUGCACCUGUUCUCCACAGAGGGAAGUGCUGAGGUGUCUGUUCCAGUGCCAAAGUAUCUGGCCGGUGUGAGCGGCUCUGGGGCUCAGGGUGGAGCUGUGGCCCCGAUGACUGGAACCAUAGAGAAGGUGUUGGUGAAGGCCGGAGACAAAGUGGCUGUAGGAGACCCGCUGAUGGUCAUGAUCGCCAUGAAGAUGGAGCAUACGAUCCGGGCGCCCAAGUCAGGUGUGAUCAAGAAGGUUUUCUUCAGCGAGGGCUCUCAGGCCAACCGCCACGCUGCUCUGGUGGAACUGGAAGAGGAGGAGGGGGGGGAGGGGGAGACGGAGGGGAGCAGCGGCAAGUAAACACUAAAACCACCACAGCCACAAAUCCACACCGACAGGUAGCAGAGAGCCGGAACUAGUUACUGUGACGACUGGAGGGAGAGAGUCUGAACCUUGUUGGAAUCCAACACUUGAUUGACUUUUCUUUAAAGUGAGGACCUCAAUCUACAGUUGGGAUGAGUUUGGCUCAGUCUGGAAUGGAUGAGACAAAAAAAAAGGGUCACCCACCUGGACCCACAAUGCAUUUAGGAAGGCCACAGUGGUUACUGGGUGUGACUUGUGUGACGAGGGAUGCACCGAUGGUGAAAUUUCGUGCAGAUUCCAAUGUUGAAAACAACAAUGUAGUUGAUAGCUCAUGCCAGUACCAACUCCUUUUAUUUUGUUUGGUUAUUAAUUUCCCCUUUCUGUCCUGUGCUGUUAUAGCCUUUCAAACUGAUGGCAGAGAUGAUGAGAGUUGGUGUAAAACUGAUAUGACACAUCAGCCAGUGGCUUCAGUGAAUGUCCUGUUGUUUGCAGAUGGGCACAUGUCAGCUGACACUGAUACAGAUGUUCAGCUGAUGCAUCGGUGCAUCCCCUCAAAUACAUCUCAUGGACAGCUGCCUUUAAACACAUCACAAUAUGAUCCUUCAUGCUGACUUGAUGUUUUGUUUGUUUCUGCUUUUCUUGCCUGUGUGUUUAUGUUUGCAGUAAUCACUAAAUCAGUGUCAACUUCUGAUUUUUACUUUGAUUUUCUUUAAGUUUGUUCUCUCUGUGUUGAGUUCUGUCAGUGUUUCCAUCAGUAGUGUUUGUUUGUGAGCAUAUCUGAGGCAGAAGAAUUAGUAGGUAUGAUGGCAAGUGAGAAAUCAGAUGAAAUACUUGCAGCAUUAGGUGGUGGUGGUGCUUUAGGAAUAGUUACUGAUGACUUUAAAAUCAUUACUGAGUACUUUACUAAUCUUACAGCUGGUUUAUCCAGUACGAAGUGACAUAAAGUUACUGUCAAGAUCUGGGAAGAACCAUGUGUCUCAAUCUGUGGGGGUCACAGGCUCCUUUCAUACAUGAAGAAAACUGUCCUGUUUGUAAAUAUCAAACCCUGCUAGUAUUUAAAAAAAUGUCACUGUCACUCUGCUUAAAGACUGUUUUUCUUUAAAAGUGUCUUUAUGAAGCCACACCUUGAUAUAUUUAGAGAAAAGAGGCGUGGGAAUAAAUGGAAUAUUUGGGUUUGUUGAUGUCCAAGUUGUUCAAAGAGCCACACAUCACAUCCUUCCAGACUGACUCCAAACUCAUGAAUUAGCCCUCAUAAAAACAGCCGAGGUCUGCUGUGUCGUAAAGGAGAUUAUAACGUUGCACUAAAGAACACUCCAGAAAUUCUAUGAUUCCAAAACUUUCAAGCCCGGAUUUGGCUCCGAUUUGAAAACGACCCUUGCAGGAUGAAAUGUCGGUCACAGAGGGCUUUAAACAGACGGACAGACAGAUGUUCUGGUUCUGUGUCAAGCCGCCAUCAGUCCGAGUGAUUUUCCCCACAGACGACAUGUGAGCUCGACCUGUUUUCUGCUGAUCUCACUCUUCUUACUAACCGGUGUGUUCUGAGGCCUUGUAGACUAAAACUGAUCAAUGUGUUUAUUUUGUAGAUGUUUGACAGAUGAUUUGUUUGGGUUUUUUUAAAAAAAAAAAAUGAUAUUGGACUGGUCAGAUACUGUAAUAAAAAUAUUUCAAAAGUA
Acanthopagrus latus (yellowfin seabream) is the source of this 4067-nucleotide messenger RNA. It is a transcript of the gene mccc1, whose product is annotated as methylcrotonoyl-CoA carboxylase 1 (alpha). The transcript has 19 exons. Bases 232 to 2391 code for a protein of 719 amino acids. Gene Ontology annotation, cellular component: mitochondrion. Lineage: Eukaryota; Metazoa; Chordata; Actinopteri; Spariformes; Sparidae. The record is from RefSeq and is a predicted model, not a curated record. Gene Ontology annotation, molecular function: metal ion binding; ATP binding; methylcrotonoyl-CoA carboxylase activity.